Messenger RNA from Aegilops tauschii subsp. strangulata, 675 nucleotides. The record is from RefSeq and is a predicted model, not a curated record. NCBI's taxonomy places the organism in Eukaryota, Viridiplantae, Streptophyta, Magnoliopsida, Poales, Poaceae.
AUGCCGGCAUCGGCGGCGGAGGCCACCACGAUAACCAGCAAGACCUCGUCAACGGUGGUCGUCCACACCGGCGAGCAUCUGUUCAAGGUCGUCGGCCACUCCCUGGUCACAGGAAGCAACACCAUCCUCACGUCCGAGACCUUCCGCGCCGGCGGCCACGACCGGGCCAUCGCCUACUACCCAAACGGCCGCGUCCCGAGGGUUGAUGAGCAGUUCACGUCUGUGUUCCUCAAGCUGAUAAGCCCCGGCGAGGGUGAGGUCAGGGCGUCCUACUCCUUCUGCCUCCAGGAUCCUGAAAUGCCAUCGACCAACAAAUUUAUUUUUGGCAAAACAUCAUGUAAGUUCUUGUUCGGCGGUAAGGGUUUGGGCACCAGCAGCUUUGUUAGCAAAGCCGAUUUGGCCACGUCCGGGUGCCUCAAGGAUGACUGCCUCGUGAUCAAGUGCACCGUUGAAGUCUACAAAGUCAUCCGUGAGGACGAAGAUAGCGGUAACAUCACCGUGCCGCCCUCCAACUUGAGCAUAGAUCUCAGCGAUCUUCUAGAGAGCGGCCUCAAGGCAGACCUCACUGUCAACAUCGGUUCGUCCAAGAGUUUCAAGGUGCAUGCGUGCCUGCUCAGUGCGCGGUCACCGGUCUUCCGCGCACAACUAUGCGGCUCCAUGAUGGAAAGCAGGUAG